This is a messenger RNA of Dendronephthya gigantea, 1540 nucleotides long. Its product is annotated as WD repeat-containing protein 5-like. The record is from RefSeq and is a predicted model, not a curated record. Gene Ontology annotation, cellular component: Set1C/COMPASS complex. The transcript is spliced from 13 exons. Gene Ontology annotation, molecular function: histone binding. Bases 116 to 1198 code for a protein of 360 amino acids. Lineage: Eukaryota; Metazoa; Cnidaria; Anthozoa; Malacalcyonacea; Nephtheidae.
GGGUGGUGUUCACACUUUAUUUCUAAACUGAGCAAAAACAUUGAAAGUAUUUUGCUAUUUUGUUAUCUAUAAGGCUAAAAUCGUCGGGAUACUUACAUAAAUACCUAACACAGUUAUGGCCAGUGAUAUAACGGCGGAGAACAAAGCCAAAAGCCUUCCUGAAGAGAAAUCUCCACUGCCUAGUUCAACGACUUUGCAGAAUGCAGUGCCAACUAAUUCGACCCCGAGUCAAAACAACCCAACGAAUAACAGUACAGCAACGAGCAAACCAAGCACCGAUUCGAAGAAACCAAACUAUGUGAUCAAGUACACUUUAGCUGGUCAUACAAAGGCUAUUUCCUCUGUGAAGUUCAGCCCAUGUGGAGAAUGGCUUGCUACCUCAUCUGCAGACAAAAUGAUCAAAAUAUGGGGAGCAUAUGAUGGCAAAUUUGAGAAAACUGUUUCUGGUCACAAAUUGGGUAUAUCUGAUGUGGCUUGGUCAUCGGAUUCAAAGCUAUUGGUUUCCGCAUCUGAUGAUAAGACAUUAAAAAUUUGGGAAUUCUCCACAGCACGAUGUUUAAAAACUCUCAAAGGACAUAGUAAUUACGUAUUUUGUUGUAAUUUCAACCCACAAUCAAAUCUCAUUGUCUCUGGAUCUUUUGAUGAAAGUGUUCGUAUCUGGGAUGUGAAAACUGGGAAAUGCUUGAAGACUUUGCCAGCUCAUUCAGAUCCUGUUACUGCUGUUCAUUUCAAUAGGGAUGGGGCACUAAUAGUAUCCAGUAGCUAUGAUGGCUUAUGCCGUAUUUGGGACACAGCAUCUGGACAAUGCCUUAAAACACUGAUAGAUGAUAAUAAUCCCCCAGUUUCAUUUGUAAAAUUUUCUCCAAAUGGAAAAUAUAUAUUGGCUGCAACACUAGACAAUACAUUAAAACUUUGGGACUACAGUAAGGGAAAGUGUUUAAAAACUUACACAGGACAUAAAAAUGAAAAAUAUUGUGUCUUUGCAAACUUUUCAGUGACUGGAGGAAAGUGGAUUGUGUCAGGGUCGGAGGACAACAUGGUCUAUAUAUGGAAUUUGCAAUCCAAAGAAGUAGUACAAACACUUGCUGGGCACACAGAUGUUGUACUAUGCUGUGCCUGUCAUCCCACAGAAAACAUCAUUGCUUCUGGAGCAUUAGAGAAUGACAAAACUAUUAAAAUUUGGAAGUCAGAUAUAUGACAGCUCUGUGAUCCAACUGAUUUUCGUACAUACACUGUGUAACAGUGGACACACAGGCUAACAAUUCCAGCUGCCUUAUUCAAAAGUAGAAGGAAAAUUGUAUAGUAAUAAUUCAAAACAACUCCUUUCUAAUAUAACAUAUGGCAUAAGGGUUUUAGAAAAGGAAUGAAAUGAUUAUGAGACUCAGCUUGUCAGCUUGAUGGAAUUGUAAAAUUCUGAAACAACAUGCUGCUUGCAAUAUGAAAGCUUGCAUCAAGCACUGGAAACAUUUGAUAUAAUUUUGUAUCAAGAGAGCAAACAUAUCAUGUAAAAAGUAAUAUUUUGUAAAAUAUUAAAGAACUU